UAACUUAUUCGUGCGUGUGUGUGGGCGAGUGCAUUGACCCCCUCUUUUUUCCUUUGUUUACUUAGUAUCACCCGAGUAUACAGCAUAUACCGAGGUAUCCGAAUUAACCGACGCAGCAUCACAUCGGCCACGAAUCAAAAGAAAUACCAAGAAAAACAUGUGGUCAUCGUCAUCAUCAUCUGCAGCGCCAUCAACACCUGAGGUCUCGUGCGACCUGCAUGAAAUCAAAUCCCAGAUGCAAAACUUUGUCGUACCUACUGAUUGGUACCCUACUGGGUCCCAAGCGCCCUGUUUCGACCAUGAAAGCAUCGCCUCAAUAAACGCACAGAAACUCGUAGGUCAUUUAAAAGAAGGCAUUUCUCGAUUCGAAUACCUGAUACAUUUGGAAGAGCAAAAGAUUGAAUCAAACAAAGCAGAGAUCACAGAAUACAUGGAGAAGCUUAAGUACCUCGACGCUCAAACUGAACGCGUCAAUGCAGCCGUCACUUUUGGACGACUCGAUGGCGUUAUAAAUUUGAAAUCCAUGUUGAAAGAAACUGAUGAUCGAGUCCCUCAACUUCAAGUUCUACGAGAGCAGCAUGAGCGGAUCACGACGUCGAUUGAAGGAUUUAGCAAGAGCAUGAGUAUGGCGGAUCGGCUCGAGAUCCUGCAAGCGCAAGCUCGUACGACCACACGGACCGAAGCCGUAUGGGCCCGAGUCCGGCACUGGGGCCCGUUCAUCACCAUUGUCACAUUAUCCAUGAUCUUUGUCCUGCUGGCGACUCUUCGAUAAUAGACAUUUUGAAACUCUCUUCCCAAAUCUCUAAUCUCUUUCCAGACCCACCUUUUGAUACCUAUAAUACACCCCCGUCACCUUGCGUAUAUACCCGGGCCCUUCGCCUCAGAUACACCCUCAUCCUCACCCAUUUCUGACACAUAACAAGCAUUCUUUCAUAUGUACAC
Zychaea mexicana is the source of this 942-nucleotide messenger RNA. RefSeq lists its product as uncharacterized. The transcript has 3 exons. The coding region runs from base 158 to 772 and encodes 204 amino acids. NCBI's taxonomy places the organism in Eukaryota, Fungi, Mucoromycota, Mucoromycetes, Mucorales, Lichtheimiaceae. The record is from RefSeq and is a predicted model, not a curated record.